AUGUCAGCCUACCCUGGCUAUGGCGGCGGUGGUGGCGGAAGUGGAGGUUACGCGCCCCCGCAGCAGCAACAGCAGCACCAGCAGUAUCAGGGCAACUACUACCAACAGCCGCCCCAGCAGGGUUACAACGGUUAUCCCGCCCAAGGCCAUACAUCUCCUCAGCCCACCUACAACUAUCACCAACAUCCUCCUCAGCAACACUACACAUAUCAGCAAUCUCCUCAGCAGCAGUACAGCGGGCAUGCCCCGUUCAGCCACCCACCGCCUCCGCAGCCCAGUUUCAACUCCAGGCCGACCUCCGGCAUGCCUGCCCCGCAACAUAGUCCGUAUCCGCAAGGGCGACUGGUUGGACCGCCACCACCCCCCGCCGAACCCCAGCACUUCGGCCACGGCGCGCCGCAGGGCUACGCGUUCCGCUAUUCCAACUGCACAGGUCGCAGGAAAGCGCUGUUGAUUGGCAUCAACUACUUUGGCCAGCGCGGCCAGCUUCGAGGCUGCAUCAACGAUGUGCGGAAUAUGACUGCAUAUCUCGUUGAGCAUUUUGGCUAUAAGCGGGAGGACAUGGUCAUCUUGACCGACGAUCAACAGAACCCCAUGAGUCAACCUACCAAGCAAAACAUUUUGCGCGCUAUGCAUUGGCUGGUCAAAGAUGCCCGGCCGAACGAUUCCCUAUUCUUCCACUACUCCGGGCACGGCGGGCAGACUAAAGACCUGGAUGGCGAUGAACCAGACGGCUACGAUGAAGUCAUUUACCCUGUGGAUUUCCGGCAAACCGGACACAUCACCGAUGACGAGAUGCAUAGGAUCAUGGUACGGCCCUUGCAAGGGGGCGUGAGACUGACAGCCAUCUUUGAUUCCUGCCACUCGGGUACCGCCCUGGAUCUCCCAUACAUUUACUCGACACAAGGUAUCCUCAAAGAGCCCAACCUCGCCAAAGAAGCAGGCCAGGGGCUGCUUGGCGUUAUUUCUUCUUACAGCCAGGGCGAUCUUGGCGGCGUCGCCAACAACAUCAUGAGCUUCUUCAAGAAGGCAACCAGCGGCGAAGAGGCCCACAGUCGUGCUCUGGCAACUAAGACAUCCCCCGCCGAUGUCAUCAUGCUUUCUGGCAGCAAGGACGAUCAAACAUCUGCCGAUGCUACUAUUGCCUCGCAAGCCACUGGUGCCAUGUCCUGGGCAUUCGUUACCGCUUUGAAGAAGAACCCUCAGCAAAGCUACGUCCAGCUACUCAACAGCAUUCGCGACGAGCUGGCCACCAAAUACACUCAGAAGCCGCAGCUAUCUUGCAGCCAUCCUCUCAAUACGAACCUGCUAUUCGUAAUGUGA
Purpureocillium takamizusanense is the source of this 1323-nucleotide messenger RNA. RefSeq names its product Ca(2+)-dependent cysteine protease. The record is from RefSeq and is a predicted model, not a curated record. The transcript has 7 exons. Gene Ontology annotation, biological process: proteolysis. Lineage: Eukaryota; Fungi; Ascomycota; Sordariomycetes; Hypocreales; Ophiocordycipitaceae. Gene Ontology annotation, molecular function: cysteine-type endopeptidase activity. Bases 1 to 1323 code for a protein of 440 amino acids.